This is a messenger RNA of Branchiostoma floridae (Florida lancelet), 1036 nucleotides long. Its product is annotated as ATP synthase mitochondrial F1 complex assembly factor 1-like. Gene Ontology annotation, biological process: mitochondrial proton-transporting ATP synthase complex assembly. Lineage: Eukaryota; Metazoa; Chordata; Leptocardii; Amphioxiformes; Branchiostomatidae. Bases 35 to 970 code for a protein of 311 amino acids. Gene Ontology annotation, cellular component: mitochondrion. The record is from RefSeq and is a predicted model, not a curated record. The transcript has 10 exons.
GCUGGAGACACCCGCCGCAUUUGAUAAGAGCAAGAUGGCGGCGCCCAUGCGAUUUUGUCGUCUGACUUGGCGGCGAACAUUUUUGCCGCUUCAGGCCUUUGCUACGGGCGGCACCCCGUUCCGAGCCUUGCAGACCUGCUCAUGUGCUUGCAGCGGAGAGAGGGAGGCUGAUUUACAAGAAAAUCCUUUCUUCUCAAAGUACAAAAACAAGAUCGACGAGUUCAGAAAAGAAAACCCAGGGGAGUAUGAGGCAUUUGUGCAAGAGAAAAGGGACAGACAACAGAAGAAGCGUGCAGAUUCUGCAGCCAACAAGGAAGCCAUCAAGGAGCAGAUGAACUGGAUGGGCAGCAAUCCACGGUUUUCCCAGAAUGCACAGCAGGAUACAGGAUCAUCUCGUGGCAGCUUCUCCAUGGCAGGUGCCAAGAAGCUGGACGCUGUGCUAAGAACUGAUCUAAUCCAGGACAAGACAGCAGAGGAGAUAGCCAAGAUCUGGACAGACUACCAUGCCCAGAAGGAUGCUCUGUGUGCUGUCAUCCCCAAAGACACGUAUGCUGUGCUGAAUGCCAGGACAAACAUGUGCCCAACGUUUCUGCUGCCCAUGCCAAGGGAGCAGGGAUAUGAGUUCUUCCUGCUACAGUUCUCAGGCCAAGAGUGCCACUUCACUCCCCUCAUCAACUUCCAGACUCACAAAGAGAAUGCCCCCAGCUGUAUCCAGUUGGUGCACUACCCUGACCUUGCAGAGGAGAAAGGCAUUGUACUAAUGAAGGCAGAGGUGGACACGAAAGUGCUGACCACACUAGAGGCUAAGUUUCUUGUUGACCAGAUGACCAUGUACUAUACGGCCAGGAGUGACCAGCGGUUCAGCAUCGUCCGCAACUUCACCGUAAAGCCCACAGAGUUUGACCACAUGGUCUUGAUCAAGGAACUGGAAGCAUUGGGGGGACAGUCGACACCAGACAAGACUGACUGAUGGAGUGCAUGUUAGGACAUGCUGUCUAUUUUAAAACCUUUUAGUUUAACUUUUGUUUGUUCACAU